AUGUUUCCUUGGUCCGCGGUUUUCUCCCUGGAGCCCAAGGUCCCUGGCCAGCGCACAGCGGAGGAGCUGGUAACCAAUACUCUAAUGUUGGAGCUGGGGGCCAUUGUGAAACGCACCGAACGCAUCCGUUUAGAGAGGAUCACUGAGGGCCUUCGCCGCCGUCGCAGCUCCUCCUCCACAGCUGACUACAGCUGGCUGGCCGACACCCCCACCCCACAGCCCUAUGAGCUGACCCCCAGCGACCUGCUGGAGCUGCAGGAGCUCUGUGCCAAGAUCCCUCCGGCACAGUGUGGCCCUUUGAUCGUCAGGUUCAGGAGGAUGGUGUCCCAGAUGGAGCCUGAGGUUCACGAGGUGGCCCGGCUGUUUCGCUCGGUGCUGCGCGACUGCGUGGACGAGAUCAACGGAAACGAAUACAUUCAGGAGCAGGACAUCGUGUUAGAGAAGCAGCAGCGCAGCAGGAGCCUCUCCUUUGUAAAUUUCCGCACAAAGUUUCGCACGGGGCACUUCUUCAAAGGCAGCGGCAUGAGUGGUUCCAGGGGGAACCUGCAGCAGCAGGUGGACUGGUAUGAUGAGGAGGAGGAGCAGGAGGAGGAGGAUGGAGCAGAGGAGGAGAUCAUCAGGGCCAGGGCAAGGAAAGGAAGGAGCAUGAGCAUGCCAGAGAUUACCCCUAUUGAGCAAAGUGCCCAGGGGUGA
Molecule: messenger RNA, 693 nt
Organism: Limanda limanda (common dab)
Lineage: Eukaryota; Metazoa; Chordata; Actinopteri; Pleuronectiformes; Pleuronectidae
Product: RD3 domain-containing protein
Exons: 2
Coding region: 1-693 (230 amino acids)
Source: RefSeq, a predicted model, not a curated record